Messenger RNA from Caenorhabditis sp. 36 PRJEB53466, 4704 nucleotides. The record is from the annotation of a GenBank genome assembly. NCBI's taxonomy places the organism in Eukaryota, Metazoa, Nematoda, Chromadorea, Rhabditida, Rhabditidae.
AUGAGAGAUGAGGAGAAGAAGAAGAAGCGGUAGGAACAGAAGAGCCGUCCACACAUUCAGGCCACGCCCCCUUUUUGCAGCGCCAGUUGCAGAUUCAGUUUUCUGAGCACCGCCACCACUUCGUCGUGGAGCACCGCCAUCGAGCAGCUCAAUUCGACGUAUGGCAGGUAGCAUUUGGAUUUUUUGUUUGUGAUUAAAAAAAUGGAAAAAAAGCUCGAAAUGUUUCGAUUUUUACUGUCAAACAUUGUUCGUUUGUGACUUUCCUUGUCAAAAAAGGCACGCAUUUUUGUGAAAACAUUUUGGUUCCGAGCACAAUUAUAUUAUCGAGUUCAGCGCGAAUGAAAAAAAAAGAUCCAUUAGCAGAUUCUUAUCCCUUUUCCUCGCCCCGUAAAAAGGUUUUUCUCUCUCAUUUCGAGCUCUCGAAACGGGCGGCUCACUUCUCUCUCUCACUCUCUCUCUUUUUGGCCACGCCCACUUUUUCCACUUCUUCUUCUUCUUCUUCUUCGUCUCCUGAAAUUUCCACGUCAUUUCGGCUCCGAAAUGUGCUCAUUUAUGUCGAUAUUCUGUCUGAAAUUGUUCGGAAAACGAACGCCCCGCGAAAAUGACUAUCAACUGUACGUUUUUGUUUUCGGCGAAAAAUGAAUGAAAAUGGACACUUUGCAACUGGAGUAUCUGAAUUUUUUAAAAUUGGGACAACCCGGCUGCAAUCAGUUCAACUGGGAACAUUGCCAAUUUUCUCGGUUAGACACAUUGCAACCGAGUUGCGAAAUGUACCAGCUCCAGAAAAUUCAUGUCUUCCGGUUGCGAAACGUCCAAAACGUUUGUUGUUCUUGAGACUACAAAUUGAGAGUGAUAUUAUCGUUGCCUCUGUCUUCAAACUUCAGAAGACGUCAACGGGUUUCCAUGCUUUUGUUCCUCGAAAAUGGUGAACAUAACAUAAAUUCCAUGGCCAACUAUAGAAAAUUUAGCGAAUUUUCACCUGUUUUCCACAAACUUCUCGACUCCGGCUCAUUUUGAGGCACUUGAAAGUGUUGUUGAUGUUUAGAACCGAAAAAAAGCUAUUUUUAGGAGAAAACUUGCAACGAAAUUGGUGAUUUUGACCAGGGUUGGGCAAACUUCGGCCCGGGCUUUUUGUAAGCUUUUUGAGGCGUGGACUUCUGACCCACUUGCAAUAAUCCGAUCGGGACCAAACUUUGCAAACCUCUUGGACUUGGAUUGGAGUACAUUGGGUUCAAGUUUUGGACCGAUCCGAUCAUCUCGUCCCGAGAUAUACUGGUUUGAAUAAUCAAAAGCGUCAGCUCCUUUUCCUGACGUCAUCAAGUGUCUCUGGCUUGAUUUAUGGCGAGUUUUUGGGAGAAAAAACGAAGCCAAAUUGUAUUAAAAUUUUGCUUGAAAAUGCAUUGGUGAACACUAGAAACUGUUCUAAUUUUUCUGAAAACGGAGAGGAAAAACAGGAACUCAUAAAACGUUUCACUUUUCGCCGACGCGGAUAAUACCGGAUUACCCGGCCGACGGCGUUUUUGAUCUACGCCAAAAAUUUCAAAAAUGCUCAUACUUUUCCCGCCUUUCCCGCUUUCGAAACGACGAAAAGAAGAACAGUUUCUACUGCGCAAAAGCGUGAAAAAAAGGAGAAACGUGGUGACCUUUCGGCUCGUGACGGCCCUUGUCAGUGCCGUGUCCACGUGGAUGUUGUUGUUGUGUUCGGACUGUUGCGGGUCAGUUUUUUGAUUUUUCUUCUGCGAAACAGACGCAGAAAUCUAAUUGAUUAUUUUCGUUUCUCUGCGUCUCCGUCCGACGUCUUCUGAUAGCAAGAAAAAGAGAGAGAGAGAGAGAGAGAAAAAGGCGGAAUUUCGUCCCAAAUCGCCAUCAAAAUCAACCUGUUCAUCAUCUGCAUCUUUCCAUCAUUUUCCAACCGAUGUUCAGUAUUUCGCAAUCGGCCGUCGCCGCCGCCGCCGCGCCCGCAUCCACGUCAGCAGCAUCGGAGCCCCCGCCCGAAACGCCACGCCCCCUCUCGAUCCAGCACAAAAUGAGCCGCCAUCGAUCACGGUACAUCGGACUGAAACGGUGCGGACACUGCCGACGCUUCCUCAUGCAGUUUAUGGUCAAAAAGGAGGAGGUGUACGCGUGCGAUGUUUGUGGGUGAGUACACGAUUUUUUUUUAUGAUUGUUUAAUCUAUUGUGUAAUUUGACGAUUUUCUGUAUUUUUCGACGAAACGUUAUGAAAAACGGAAAAGCGGAAAACGGGGAAAAAGCGGAUUUUGUUUAGACUCUCACAAUUUUCGCAACCGAACGAUUCGCAACCUACACUGUGCGUUGAAAGCGUAGAGACUUCAAAGUUUUUGAUGUACUAGCGAGUUGCGAAAAACGUAGCGGUUGCGACAGUGGUGAAAGCCAAAAAUGAACGAAAAAUGAUGUGAAAAGAAGCCAAAUCAAUGCAGAAAAAUGGCGUAGAAUUCUAGAAAACGCGAAAUGACAGUAAUCCUGCUGAUAUUCGCCGGCAUAACCUCGUCAUGGAUGUCCCGAUGGGCAACACUGUAAGCCCAUGUCGUUUUUGUGUUCUUCGCACAAUUGUCGUCGAUGUAUUAUUAUUGCAUGACAGAAUCGGUUCUUUUCCCUAUGUGUCCACUAAAACGUCUUAAAAAUGUUUGACGACUUUUCCUUGAACAUUUCCCCAUUUCCCCCAAUUUCUUUUCGUUUAUCUUGUCUGAAUUCCGUGAAAAUUAACGGGAACGUACCUGGGUGAGCUUGAGUUUGCAUUUUGACGGUGAUUUUUUUGGAACGCGCGGCGGUUACAGAAGAAAAAAAAGCGGUUCACUGGUUUGUGUCUGCGUCUCGCACUCUCUCGCCGUUUGCAUUUUAACACCGUUCAAAUGCAAACUUCGCCUAUUACAGCGCUCACCUAUCCCGUUGCGGGAAAAUGUUCUUUAAAAAAAAUAUAUAUAUAAUUUUUCCAGAGUGCGAGUGCACGAGGGAUGCAUGAAACUGCUGAUGACGAGCUGUCUGAUAACGACGCAGUACGUCGGGGGGCUCGUCGAAUCGGCCGUCAUGCGCAGCAACCGCGACAAGUGGGAGGCGAAUCCGCGCAAAACGACGGCGUCGACGACGUCGCCGCCGACUCCCACACAUCUCCAGGCGUCCGUCUCCACGCCACAAUCGCCCGUCUCUCUUAACAGUCAGUUUUUGCUUGUUUCAAGAUUCUUCUCUGGCUUUUCUUGGAAAAAUUGAAAUUAUAUGGAUUGUUCAUGAAAGUCCCAAACAAAUCAAUAUUCAAAAGGGAAAAAUGUGAACAUUUUGCAGAAAAUGUAAAUAGUGAAAUAAUGACGACGACGUCGGGUGCGAUGUCCGUGGAAGAAGGAGCCAGAACGGACCUGUCGACGUUCCUGGAUGACGAUCUGGAAAAGCAGAUGACGUGGGAGGACGUGACGAUCCGGCCGGAAGACGUGCAAGUGCGCGGACGGGUCGGCGAGGGCCGCUUCGGAAGUGUUCACUACGGACACUACCACGGAGACGUCGCCCUCAAAUUCAUCAAUAUGGCGUUUGUCGAGGAGCCGGAGAGACGCGUCGAAAUGUUCAAGGCGGACGUCGUCACCGCCUACAAGGUACGCAAAAUUCAAUUCUUUUUUGUGACACAUGAAGCCGUGUCGCUUCGCUUCGGAAACCUUACACCCACUUCGAAUCUAGACUGAAUAAUUUGCAGAAUUCGCGGCACGACCACAUAGCGCUGUUCCUCGGCUACGUGGCGGAUCCGUCGUCGAACACGUACGCGAUCUGCACGAACUUCUACCACCACAAGACACUCUACCACCGGAUCCACGAGGCGACGGCCGAAGACGUCGAGGUGACGUGGGCCCUCUCGAUUUCCCUGCAAAUAUGUCAGGCGAUGUCGUAUUUGCACAAGAAAAAGAUUUUGCACAAGGAUUUGCGCUCGAAGAACAUUCUAUUGGAUAAGCCGAACCGGGUGGUCGUCGCCGACUACGCUCUUUUGCGGCUCGAACGGAUGGCGCAGCCGAAGAGGAACUACUCGUUGAUGGUCCCGAACCACUGGAUCGACUACCUCGCGCCGGAGAUCGCCGCCAAUCUUUUUAUUGAGGACGACGAGGUCGUGCAGACCGAACUGCCCUUCAGCCCCGAAUCCGACGUCUUCUCGUUUGGGUUCGUUUGCGCUUCUUUUUUUUGUUGAAAAUUUAUCUCUCGACCCGCUAGCAAUAAUCCGAUCGGGUUCAAUUUUAUACUGGUUUUAGGCCGAAAAGGCCGAGUUUCGGCAAAAAUAGCCGCCUUUUCGGCGUAUAUCUCGGGAUCUCUCGGACCCAGAAUACUUCAAUCCAGGUCCAAGAGGCCUGCAAAGUUUGGGCCCGAUCGGAUAAUUGCAAGUGGGUCAAAAGCCUGUUUGAACUGUUUUUCUAAAUCUUCUAAAUUUGCAGCACGAUCUUCUUCGAGCUGCUGACCCGUAAGAUGCCGUCGGGAUCGAUGCCGUGGGAGCAGAAGGUGUACGAGAAGCUGAUCGGCACGAAGGCGGCGCUGUCGCGUCUCGACUCGCAAAUGCAACGGAUCGACACGUCGCUGACGCUGCUGCUAAUGCGCUGCUGGAAUUUCAACGCGGCGAACCGUCCGACGUUCGCGUCGAUCGUCAAAUCGCUGACGGUCCUUUUGCGACGCAAAGAACCGUCCGGACGGAGGUCGACGGCCCACGAGAAUCCGUAUUAA